This is a messenger RNA of Colletotrichum karsti, 405 nucleotides long. RefSeq lists its product as uncharacterized. Bases 1 to 405 code for a protein of 134 amino acids. The record is from RefSeq and is a predicted model, not a curated record. Lineage: Eukaryota; Fungi; Ascomycota; Sordariomycetes; Glomerellales; Glomerellaceae. The transcript has a single exon.
AUGGCCCUCCCAGUCCGCCACACCUGCUGCAGCUCCUGGGAGCACAAAAAGCAUCACGGCGGUAACGGCUAUUUCGAGUGGGCAUAUUGGGUUUGCGAAGAAGACGAGGUGGAAGAAAUUCAGGAAGAGGAUGCCAAUGAACUUGCGCUCCUCGAGAGUCUACUUCUUGAGUUCGAAAGCAAGAUCGACGAGAUGGGUUGCGCUCUGGCGACGUUCUUUAAGACAUACUGGAUGGACCGAAUGGGGCAGGUUCUUCAGGAAAUCCAAAACCGAACCCUUCUCGAAGAAGAAGUUCAGGGUGCCGAAAGACUAGGCAUAUCAUUGAGAGUUGAAGAAGAGAACAUGCAGGAGGAUUGGACUCAGCUGGAGUAUUGGUUUCGCAAGCUGGAUGCUGUAGUCGCCUGA